Molecule: messenger RNA, 282 nt
Organism: Prunus armeniaca (apricot)
Lineage: Eukaryota; Viridiplantae; Streptophyta; Magnoliopsida; Rosales; Rosaceae
Source: the annotation of a GenBank genome assembly
AUGGCUCGUUUAUGUGUAACGUUAUUUCUUGUCCUCCUUUUUGCUCUAGCCUUCUGUAUCCCCUCUUUUGAAGCCAGAAGGCUACUUACAGUUGAAAACAAUGCAAAGGGUGACGAGCUUUCUGAUCAUCUGGGUGAGCAUGAACAUCACCAUGCGGUGCCAAGUAAAUUUAAUGUUGAAAAGCAGUUGGCCAUGACUCUUCAUCAACUUCAUUCUGUUCACGCUGAUCGUGAUCGGAUUCUGAAGGAGGCAAACCCGAGCCCGGGCGUUGGCCAUAAUUAG